Trichogramma pretiosum is the source of this 2738-nucleotide messenger RNA. RefSeq names its product spidroin-2-like. The record is from RefSeq and is a predicted model, not a curated record. The coding region runs from base 1163 to 2371 and encodes 402 amino acids. The transcript has 5 exons. Lineage: Eukaryota; Metazoa; Arthropoda; Insecta; Hymenoptera; Trichogrammatidae.
AAAUUGUGAAGUGUUCUUUCCUUGGUAGUGAUUUCCGCGUGCGAAUUCGCCUGGAUUUUCCCAGUGGCGAUUUCGAGUAUAAGAUAGAUAGCGGUCGGCUGCAAAAGAAACCGACGAUUCAGUGAAGUGAUCGAGCUAUAAAAUAUCCUCGCCUUAUACCGUAUGAAGGAAGGAAAAUUUCAAUUUUUAUAAAGAGCCUUACAAAUGAUGAAAAUACUUAGCAUCUUAUGGUUAGUUUUUGGCUUAUGCCACGUUUAAUCAUCAAAUUAAUCGUUAAUCAUCAAACACCUCCUAGUUAGUGUACACUUAUAUGCACUUAUUUUGACUUUGCCACUUGCAGAUUUACAGAUAAAGGUACUCGUCAUCUAGUGGUAAAAGUCGAAAGUAGAAUUUGGUACAUUUCAAAUAUUGAAGGAUCGUAAAAGCUAUGAAUAUGAUCGCUAAAUUUCUUAAAACCAUUUUUUGACUCAUAAAAAAUGCACAAUUAUUGCAACUUUGCAACUUGUAAAUUUAAAGAUAAAGGUACUCGCUAUCUAGUGGUGAAAGAUUAAAGUGGUAUUGUCAUAUUCAAAGUCGUCGAAAUCUGAUCUAAAUUUUUUGAAACGGUAAAAAAUAGUUAUUAUCAGGUUAUUUAAAAUGUACUUAUUGUUUUUAACAUUAUUGUAUCGUAAAAAUCGCCAAAACCAAGCCAAAUAAUGAGUAUACAUUUUAAAAAAUUGUAAAUUUUCAUUGUUUAGUCAUCAGGCCAUAAUUAAGGUUGAGCAUUUCCACCAGGGCUUUUUAUCGUUAUGUACAAGUGGAGUUAGCGUUACUCGAGCCUCGAAGUAAAACGUCGGUUAGCCAAGUAAAAAUCGUAAAGUCGCACUCGCAGGCGUCGUAAAAAUAGCCUGCAAGAUCAGCACUUUCCGCGCGCGUCAGAUAAACGCAAAAAGUCGAGUUUUCGCGUACGAGUGGAAAAAUAGAAAAAUAUAUAGUUUGCGCUCGCGGUGAUUCUGAAACGGAGCCGGUUCGUAAUUAAAAAAAGGAGAGAGACUAUUGCGACUCAAACAGUGUGUUGUACGUAAGUGUGUCGUUCGAUAACAAUGCGUGAGGCUAUACAAUGCCAAUUUAAAUCCGUCAUCAUACUUUUGGCUUUGUGCGAAAGGAACUCUAUACGCUAAAAAUGGAAUCACUCUACUUUGUGGCUAGAGAAAAAAAGUGUCAUGCCGCCGCCACGCACGGCCGUCAUCAAGCCAACGACAACCCAGGCCAGGCGCGUUUCCUGCCGUUUUCGGCGAGUUUCGCCCUAGGUGCUCCCGGAGGCAACGCGCAGACAUUCAGCGUGUCCGGUGGACCCCAGGGCAUCGGAGUGGCUCAGAGCUCCAGUCAGGCAGCCAACACCGGCGCUGGCUCGUUAGCAGCGAGCCAAGCGAACGCACUGGCACUCGGCCCAGGUGGCAUCUCCGCGGCCAAUUCCAACGCCUUGGCCUCUAACGGACCUCUGCUCGGCCCUCAGUCCCAUGCUCAGGGCAACGCCUACGCCCUGGGCCAUGGAUCCGCCAAUGCUAACGCCAACGCCAACGCUCACAACGGAGCCGCGCAACAUCGUCCGAACAGAGACUACCCCAGCUACCCCGGCUAUGGCAGUGGUUACGGCAAUUAUUACAAUCCGCAUCGCGCGCCAAGGCUUCACGUGACCGUGAGCGACGGCGACCGUCAGCACUACCGUCCCGGCGGCAACGGCAACGGUCCCUUUUAUGACGUCCAGGAGCCCAGGGAUCCCUGCGACUAUCAGGGCUGGCAGAGAGAUCCCCGCUGCCGAGGGCCGAGGGUCGUCGUCUCCAAGCCUGGAGAAUACUAUCCCUCUCAGCAGGGCUACAAUCCGAAUUACAAUCAGGGAGGAUCGGACGGAUACUACGGCGACGAAUACGGCAGACCCGGUGGCUUGUCGCUCAGUGUAGGAAAGGAACGUCCAGCUCAAAAUCUUAUUGAGUCGACAUCGGAUUCACAUGCCGAAGCUCACUCUCAAGGCUCUGCGACUGCAACGGGUCCGGUUUUGAGUCCAGUCGUUUCUUCGAACACGGCUUCGGCGACCGCAACUGCUUCAGCCUCGGCCGGUGGAGCCGCUUCCGGAGCGCAAGCUUCGGCCUCCGCAAGCUCGUCGUCCACUGGUGCGGCUGCCAAUGCGCUACCUUCGACUUCUUUCGUUCCCGCGGAACAGAUAAUACCUCCGGAAUUCGUGAGGAGUAAACAGCUGAAAAAAAUCAAUAAGGAUGAGGACGAGGAUGAAGACAAGGAUGAAGACGAGGACGAGGACGAAGAAGAUGACGACGACGAAAAAGGACCCGUAGAGACUGUCAUUUCAAAAAUUGUAGAUUUUUUUGACAUUUAGGAUAAAUUCGAUAUUAAUGUGUGUUUCUUUGUACAUAGUCCAGAGUGAGAAUGAAUAGACGAAAAAGAAAUUGUGGAUGUUGGCGAAAAUGAGAAUUGAGCGGCGAAUACAGCUCUUAAUUUUUUACUACAUGUAUAUGUGCUGCCAUAUAGAGCAUACGCUUGACAAUUCGAUUUUAAAUUCUUUUUAAAUCGGAUUCGAAUGAAAAUUCUUCAAUCAGUAUUAUAUCAAAAUUCAACCUGUGCGCGGGCAUUAAUCGACUAUAUUCAAAAGUACAUGUGUACUGUUAGUUUUCGAAAGUCGCCUCGAUAAACUGAACUCAUUCAAAUUUAUGUUGAUGUAAUAAAAUAGUUUAGUUUUAAGUUAA